This is a messenger RNA of Punctularia strigosozonata HHB-11173 SS5, 822 nucleotides long. RefSeq lists its product as uncharacterized. Gene Ontology annotation, biological process: C-terminal protein methylation. Gene Ontology annotation, molecular function: protein C-terminal S-isoprenylcysteine carboxyl O-methyltransferase activity. NCBI's taxonomy places the organism in Eukaryota, Fungi, Basidiomycota, Agaricomycetes, Corticiales, Punctulariaceae. The coding region runs from base 1 to 822 and encodes 273 amino acids. Gene Ontology annotation, cellular component: membrane. The transcript is spliced from 3 exons. The record is from RefSeq and is a predicted model, not a curated record.
AUGAGGUUACCCAUACCUUGCUUUGACUACGCUGGAAACGCCACCCGCCCCCCUUCGCUGUUCGACACGAUGUUAGCUGCAACCACUCCGAUAGCACGAUCCCCUCUCGCCAAAUGUGUUAUCCUUGCUCUCGCCACAGGCGCGCACUACGUCAGCUUGCGAGCCCCAAACGCGCGCCCCACGAAGGACGAUAAAGUGUACAAGGGCCAGCUAUUCGAGUAUACGGUCCACGCCCUCAGUCUGGCGAGCAAGACGACAGUCAUGUUCUUCCUCCUUUCAGAGUGUGCCACCAUCCUCGCGCUGCGCUUUCCGGACGCACCCUAUGCCCAGACGGUAGCGGCAGCGAUGCUCCCCAAGGACUCGAGUCGUGCCGCUUCCCUGGACGUUCUCUCCACCAUCUCUCUCCGCUUCGCACUCGGCGUCUCCCUCAUGUUCGCCUCUGGAGCGCUCCGGAUGUGGUGUUAUCGCACCCUUGGCCCGCUCUUCACGUACGAGGUGGCCAUCAAGCCCACUCAUAAGCUCGUCACCUCCGGGCCGUACACGUUCGUUCGCCACCCUUCGUACACCGCAGUCGGACUCAUGAUGGUGGGAGCGAUCACCUGCGUUUCCGCACCUCAAGGAUACGCAAACUACAGCGGAUUCAGCAGCACAGCCCUUGGGGGGACAUGGUUAUGGACCUGGUACGUGUUAAGCGCGUUCAGCCUGCUGAGCGUCGUAAAGAGAGGACGGGUGGAGGACGAUGCACUGAAGGCUCGGUUCGGCGAGGAAUGGAACACGUACAGAGAUCGAGUACCGUACAAGUUCAUCCCUGGCUUAGUGUAG